Plasmopara halstedii is the source of this 480-nucleotide messenger RNA. RefSeq lists its product as uncharacterized. The coding region runs from base 1 to 480 and encodes 159 amino acids. Lineage: Eukaryota; Oomycota; Peronosporomycetes; Peronosporales; Peronosporaceae. The transcript has 6 exons. The record is from RefSeq and is a predicted model, not a curated record.
AUGGGUGGAGGAGUGAUGAGCAAAAUUCUGCAAUGGGAACAUACCGUAAUCAACGAUGGGGUUUUCCCGGAGCCCCACGUGUUACAACUUCGCCAGAGGCAGCGUAUUCGUAUUGCAGCAAGGCAGCCCAUCCAUUAUUAUCGACAUCUAGACCACGCUCGCUGUGCACCGACUAUAGCAGCUGCAAAUUUACGAAUUAAAAGAGCCAUUGUAUGGAGAAAAUGUUUGUGUUGUGCUUGGCAAAUUGGAUUGUGGUCAUUCUCUGUGAAGAGCUCUAGAAGCUUGGAUCGUUUAAAAGCUUUCAACUUUGAUUUGUUGGCCUCUCGUAGGAUUUUGUCCAAAGAAUACAAGACAUCGUUUUUUAGCUCAGAUAACGCUUUAGGUUUUAUGUAUGAAUCCCCAGCAGCAAUAUGUGAAGGUCAGAAAAGGCCGAAUUCUGCAGUGUGGAAUUUUAUCCUAAGAAUACAAGACAUCGUUUAG